Rhododendron vialii is the source of this 1889-nucleotide messenger RNA. RefSeq names its product scopoletin glucosyltransferase-like. Gene Ontology annotation, molecular function: UDP-glycosyltransferase activity. The record is from RefSeq and is a predicted model, not a curated record. NCBI's taxonomy places the organism in Eukaryota, Viridiplantae, Streptophyta, Magnoliopsida, Ericales, Ericaceae. The transcript has a single exon. Bases 304 to 1764 code for a protein of 486 amino acids.
UCCAUUGUCAGUUGGAAAAUUUAGGAAGUUUUUUUUGACUAAAAAAUUAAUUACACCAGAAGUCUUUAUGUGCUAAGUUGAAAAAAAGGUCAUUUCCCUUUCAAAAAGAAAAGAAAGGUCAUGUCGAUGCUUAACCUCCACACUUCAUUGGGUUUAAAUGUCAACAUGCAAAUUUUAUAAGAAACUAGAAAAAGAUCCAUCCCUUAUACAGUUUCAACUUGAGCACAUUGCCUUAAGGUCUCUUUUCAGCCACUUUCGUCGUCUUUUUUAGAAUUAGAACUCUCAUUCCUCCUAGAAGGCUCCAUGGAUUCAAAACCUCAUUAUAAGCUUCAUAUCUACUUCCUUCCAAUGAUGUCUCAUGGCCACAUGAUCCCAAUGGUAGAAAUGGCCAGAAUAUUUGCCAGGCGCGGCGUCAAAGCAACCUUAAUUCUAACACCCCUCAAUGCCACUCUCGUCUCCAAAACAAUUGACAGAGACAGAGAACUUGGCUUGGAAACCACUAUUCGUCUUAUUAACUUCCCUUCAGCAGAAGUUGGACUGCCUGAAGGCAUUGAGAGCCACAGUUCCAUCACUGCCCGAGAAAUGUCCCAAAAGAUCCGCAACGCCGCGGAGCUUCUUCAACAGCCAUUUGAAAACCUCUUAGAAGAGGACUCCCCAGAUUGCCUAGUCGCUGAUGUGUUCUUUCCAUGGGCUAGUGAUGUUGCAACUAAGCAUGGGAUUCCAAGGUUGGCUUUCCACGGAUCUAGUGCAUACGCUCUUUGUGUUCAUCAUGUAUUAACCCAACAAGAACCUUACAAGAACAUCAAAUCAGACUCAGAAGUUUUCGUUGUGCCUGGCCUUCCAAACAAAAUUAUGAUGACAAGACGUCAACUCCCUGAUUUCAUAAGAGAUGGAACUGAAAACCAGGUUACCAAGUUGAUGGAGAAAGUUAUGGAAUCGGAGGUGACAAGCUAUGGUGUUGUAAUAAACAGCUUCCAUGAGCUGGAACCGACUUACUCAGAACUCUACAGUAAGGUAAUUGGAAAAAGGGUGUGGCAUGUGGGUCCCGUCUCACUCUGCAACAGAGACAACGACGAUAAAAUUCGUAGAGGAAGCAAAAUCUCUAUCAACGAGCAGGAGUGCUUGACUUGGCUUGACUCAAAGGAACCAAACUCAGUUCUAUAUGUGUGCUUUGGAAGCUUGUCCUACUUUUCGAAUGUUCAGCUACUUGAGAUAGCAAUGGGUCUGGAAAAUUCUGGACAGGAAUUCAUAUGGGUUGUGCGGAAGGAGAAAAAGAAGGAAGAAGAAGAUAGGGAAGAGUGGUUACCAGAUGGGUUUGAGAAGAGGUUAGAGGGGAAGGGCUUCAUAAUAAGGGGGUGGGCCCCACAAGUGCUUAUACUCGAUCACAAAGCAGUUGGAGGGUUUAUGACUCACUGUGGAUGGAACUCAUUGCUGGAGGGAGUGACUGCUGGAGUUCCCUUGAUUGCGUGGCCGUUGUUUGCUGAGCAGUUUUAUAAUGAAAAGCUAGUGACUGACAUUCUGAGGGUUGGAAUCGGAGUAGGGGCUCAGGAAUGGUGUAGAUGGCCGGAGGAGGGCAAGAUUUAUGUCAAGAGGGAAGAUAUAGAGAAGGCAGUGGUUCAACUAAUGGUUUGUGAAGAAGCUGAGGGAAUUAGGAGCAGAGCAAGGGCACUGGGAGAGGCAGCAAAGAAGGCUGUUGAAAAGGGUGGAUCCUCUUACAAUUACCUGAGUGCUUUACUUGAAGAACUAGAGCUCAAUACCAACUGACACAAGUUACCUAUGUUUCUUUGGCCCUUAAAUAAACUUUGUAUAUUUCACUUAUGUUUACACUAAGAGUUUUUUAAGUACUGUAUCCUUUGUUCUCUACGAAAUUAUGAGUUAUCGUGAUUGUC